AUGGACCGGCCGACCGACCGGCCUGACCGGCCCGGCCGCCGGCCUGCCCGGUUCGCGCCGGGUCUGAGGCUGGUGCCUUCCGGGCCACAACCAGGGGAGUUGGGCCGUAACCGGCUGCAGGCCCGGUCCGCCGACCGGCCUGCCCGGCGCCCCACCCGGCCCGGCCGGAUUUCGCACCAGGCUGCCUCGCGCCCGGUGGGCCUCACCGCCCCGCGGCCCACCCGCCGGCCUGCACUCCCGCCUCGCUCCGCGCCGCCCGCACUGCUUGGGCCGCCUUCCCGCCGCUCAGCCCACGCGGCCGCUGCCCCCUGCGCGCCUCCCGAGCCUUAUUCGCUGCCCGGCCGCAGCACAGGCCUCGCCCGGCUGCUGGGCCGGCCGGACCGGCUGGGCCGCCGGCUGCCUCAGCGCCGAAUCCGGUCAGCCGGCCUGGCAGCCGGCUGGGCCACUUUUUAG
Messenger RNA from Lolium perenne, 453 nucleotides. NCBI's taxonomy places the organism in Eukaryota, Viridiplantae, Streptophyta, Magnoliopsida, Poales, Poaceae. The record is from RefSeq and is a predicted model, not a curated record.